AUGAAUGAUGAGGAGGCUAUCCAGAAUAUUCACAAGAAGAUCGAGCGGGAGAAGGCUCUGAUCAACGCCGCUAAUGCUAUGCGGGCGCAGACUAACAAUGAAGCUGUCCGCUCCCGACUCGACUCCCAGAUGCGAGAUGGCCGAAGGAACCUCCAGUUCUUCGAGGAGAAGCUGCGCGAUAUCCAGAUGCGACAGGUCAAUGCCAACAUGGCCAACGCCUCUCUCGACAGCGACGGCCCGCUCCCCCCGCCCAAGGAUGGUCAAGACGACGGCGGCUACGGUACGCAGCAAUACAGCCAGAUCGGCCAGCACGGAGAUGCGAUACCCCCGCGUCAUCCCCCUGGGCCAAAUCAGGGCAUUCCCAAGGCCAGACCCAACUUCUCCAAGCUAGACCUGAUCAAAUACGACAACCCCUACCUCGGCCCCAGGAUCCAGCUCAUGCUUUCUCAGAUUCAGUUCAAGCUGAACGUGGAGGAGCAGUAUCUCAAGGGUGUCGAGAAGAUGGUGCAGCUCUAUGGCAUGGAAGGCGACCGCAAGAGUAAGGCAGAUGCCGCAGCUCGUAGGGUAGAGAGCAAGCAGAAGAUUCUUCUCUUGAAGCAAGCACUCAAGAGGUAUGAGGAACUGCACAUCGAUACAGAUAUGACUGACAAUCAGGAUGAUGAGUCCAUCAACGCACCCAAUCUAAGGAAGCCUCUCAGUGGCCAGCUUGCCGUUCGCAUUACGGCAAUCAAGGACGUUGACCAUGCGACGACGGGAAGGUUUGCGCGCGGACCAGAGACUUUCGUUACCAUCAAGGUUGAGGACACUGUCAUGGCCCGCACCCGAGCCUCUAGGACAGACCGCUGGGAGGCCGAGUAUCACACGAUUGAGGUCGACAAGGCUAAUGAGAUUGAACUUACCGUUUAUGACAAGCCAGGAGAGCACCCCCUGCCCAUCGGACUUCUUUGGGUCAGAAUAUCAGACAUUAUUGAGGAGAUGCGUCGUAAGAGGAUCGAAGCUGAGAUGAAUAGCUCUGGCUGGGUCUCCGCAGAUAGAAUGGGUAAUGCCCAGGGUGGGGGCUCGCAGUUCCCAAUGAGUCCGUCUCAUGGAUCCUUUGGUCCUGGAUCUCCGGCAGGAGCAGGCGCGCAGGGCGGCUUUGGAGGAGGCCCUGGGCCUCAGCCUCAAGUCAACACCGGUCCUAUUGACGGCUGGUUUAACUUGGAACCCGCUGGACAGAUCCAGCUUGAAAUGACCUUCAUCAAGUCCAACUCGGAUCGCCGACCUGUGGAUCUCGGACUUGGUCGAAAGGGUGCCGUUCGUCAACGCAAGGAGGAGGUUCACGAGAUGUUCGGACACAAGUUCGUGCAGCACCAGUUCUACAACAUUAUGCGCUGCGCUCUCUGUGGGGAUUUCCUCAAGUACUCCGCUGGAAUGCAGUGCGAAGACUGCAAAUACACUUGCCACACCAAGUGUUACACCAGCGUGGUGACGAAAUGUAUCAGCAAGAGUAAUGCCGAAACUGAUCCAGACGAGGAGAAGAUCAACCACCGUAUCCCACACAGGUUCCAGCCAUACUCAAACAUGACGGCCAACUGGUGCUGUCACUGCGGUUAUAUCUUGCCCUUCGGUAAGAAGAACUGCAGAAAGUGCUCAGAGUGCGGCUUGACAGCCCACGCUCAGUGCGUCCACCUCGUUCCCGACUUUUGUGGAAUGUCCAUGGCCGUGGCGAAUCAAAUUCUUGAGGGCAUUAGGACCCAGAAGCAGAGACAGGGCAAGGUGAGCUCAUUGUCAGAUAAGACUCUGCGGCCUAGCAAGGGAAGCCCUACCGCCACUGCUCACUCGCCAACUCCAUCCUACUCAGGCUCGACGAUAGCACCGUCUCACGCCUCAUCGGAGGCUGCAGAAGCUGCCAAAGCCACAUACGGCGGCCCAAGCCAAGGCCAGAGACCACCAGGUCCGGACAGAUCAUCCACUUCUUCAAGUGCCACUGCCGCCGCAGCCGCUUCCGCCGCGAUGUCUGGCCCCGCGCAAAGCCAGCCUCCACGACAACAGACCUACCCUCCCCCAGGUCAAGGAUACGGCCAACCACAGGACCCUUACGCGCAAGCAGGCUAUGGCGCACAGCCACAACAGCGCAAGUACAAUCCUCAGGACUAUGCCAAUGUCAACCAGGGAUACGGUACUCCUCCUCCGGCUCAAAUGCAGCAGCCAGUCCAGCCACAGCAACCACAGCAGCCACCGAUGCAGCAGCAGCAGCAACAUCCUCAAGCGGCUUAUCAGGCCCCUGUGCCACCCAGCCACCAAGCCCAGGCCCCAGAGAUUGUGCAGCCUCAAGGCGCCGGUGGUGGUGCGGAAGAAUUCCGCGGCUUCUCAUACACGGGAGAUUUCGAUUAA
Clonostachys rhizophaga is the source of this 2373-nucleotide messenger RNA. NCBI's taxonomy places the organism in Eukaryota, Fungi, Ascomycota, Sordariomycetes, Hypocreales, Bionectriaceae. The record is from the annotation of a GenBank genome assembly.